This is a messenger RNA of Haliotis rufescens (red abalone), 1131 nucleotides long. RefSeq lists its product as uncharacterized. Gene Ontology annotation, cellular component: plasma membrane. The transcript has 2 exons. The coding region runs from base 1 to 1131 and encodes 376 amino acids. The record is from RefSeq and is a predicted model, not a curated record. Lineage: Eukaryota; Metazoa; Mollusca; Gastropoda; Lepetellida; Haliotidae.
AUGACAGCAACUAGUCCAGACAGCGAGGAUGUAUCGACACUGAUGACAGAUUUAGACACAGCAACUAGUCCAGAUAGUGAGUAUGUAUCGACACUGAUGACAGCAACUAGUCCAGACAGUGAGGAUGUAUUGACACUGAUGACAGAUUUAGACACAGCAACUAGUCCAGAUAGUGAGUAUGUAUCGACACUGAUGACAGCAACUAGUCCAGACAGCGAGGAUGUAUCGACACUGAUGACAGAUUUAGACACAGCAACUAGUCCAGAUAUAGCUAAAAGUGUCAGAGAAGCAAUCAGUGGUUCAGUUGUCCAUGAACAAGCAGACUUCAGCAGUACAGUUGUCCAGGGGCAAGUAGAAAUUAGUAGUUCAGUUGUCCAUGGACAAGCAGACUUCAGCAGUACAGUUGUCCAGGGGCAAGUAGAAAUUAGUAGUUCAGUUGUCCAUGGACAAGAAGACUUCAGCAGUACAGUUGUCCAGGGGCAAGUAGAAAUCAGUAGUUCAGUUGUCCAUGGACAAGCAGACUUCAGCAGUACAGUUGUCCAGGGACAAGUGGAAAUCAGUAGUUCAGUUGUCCAUGGACAAGCAGACUUCAGCAGUACAGUUGUCCAGGGGCAAGUAGAAAUCAGUAGUUCAGUUGUCCAUGGACAAGCAGACUUCAGCAGUACAGUUGUCCAGGGGCAAGUAGAAAUCAGUAGUUCAGUUGUCCAUGGACAAGCAGACUUCAGCAGUACAGUUGUCCAGGGGCAAGUAGAAAUCAGUAGUUCAGUUGUCCAUGGACAAGAAGACUUCAGCAGUACAGUUGUCCAGGGACAAGUAGAAAUCAGUAGUUCAGUUGUCCAUGGACAAGCAGACUUCAGCAGUACAGUUGUCCAGGGGCAAGUAGAAUUCAGUAGUUCAGUUGUCCAUGGACAAGCAGACUUCAGCAGUACAGUUGUCCAGGGGCAAGUAGAAAUCAGUAGUUCAGUUGUCCAUGGACAAGAAGACUUCAGCAGUACAGUUGUCCAGGGACAAGUAGAAACCAGUAGUUCAGUUGUCCAGGGACAAGUAGAAUUCAGUAGUUCAGUAGUCCAUGGACAAGUAGAAUUCAGUAGUUCAGUAGUCCAUGGACACAUUUCACUAGCUUCAAAAUAG